Messenger RNA from Canariomyces notabilis, 2192 nucleotides. RefSeq names its product kinase-like protein. The transcript has 2 exons. The record is from RefSeq and is a predicted model, not a curated record. Gene Ontology annotation, molecular function: ATP binding; eukaryotic translation initiation factor 2alpha kinase activity. Lineage: Eukaryota; Fungi; Ascomycota; Sordariomycetes; Sordariales; Chaetomiaceae. Gene Ontology annotation, cellular component: nucleus; cytoplasm; cytosol. Bases 243 to 1811 code for a protein of 522 amino acids. Gene Ontology annotation, biological process: protein phosphorylation.
UUGCCAGAUUGCGACCUGCUUAGAGCAACGAGACCACGCGGCGCCCGCUCUUGCUGCUAGUAUCAGGCAGCAACCAGCUGAAACCUGUUCGGGACAUGGUGAUGUGCGCUGAAUCACAGAUUCGCAAUCGUCGACCUUGAUGGUGACUCAGUAAACUAGUUGGCAGAUGCCACCGACGCGCUCCGGACGCCCUCCCUGGCACGACAGAUACUUUCAUUCUCUUCUCGUUUCCUACCAUCCUGAUGUCGCUCCCGUCAAGCAGCAGCUCACAGCCACAAAUCAUCCCCUUGAGUGAUUUCCUAAGUUCCGAGAAUGACCGUCAUUUUGUUUGGGACGACGCCGACCGAGAGACGUCUGAACGUUGGACCAAGCCUGUGGAGGAAGUGAAACUCGAUCCGCGCAAACACAAGGUUUUCCAUCAUUGCAACAAGGAGUAUCUCAGACCGCCGAGCCCCUUCAUCCAGCAAGGGCCCGAGCUGGGCGAGUCGGGAUCAACCGUCGUCUACAAGGUUACUGCCCCCGAAGGGUCUGGCAUGACUCUGCCACUCGCGCUCAAGGUGAUUAUAUGCAAGGAGAAUUCUCGCCCGCCGGGGCCUGACAGCAAAGUCCGCAAGAAAGCCCUGGCGGAAGUCAAGAACAUGGCUAGUAUCAGGCACCCACACAUCGUCGCAUACGUAGCCUCGUUUGAGGACUACUGUAUUGAGACUCGUGGGGUUAAGCCGCGACGAGGGCUGCGUGCCAAGGCUCGACCGUUUUCGCUGUUCACGGUCAACCAACAGAUCAAGCGCCACAUCCUAGGUAUCGCCAUGUAUCCUCCUGGCCAAUGCAAUCUGCAUACCUUCAUGGCUGAGGUCUUUCAUAGCCCAAAGGAAUCAAAAGAGUGGAUGCUUGCACACCUGCAUACUUACUUCGGCUGCCUGUCACAAGCCGUGGCGUACCUUCAUGACCAAGGCGUCAGAAUCCGGCACAAGGAUAUCAAGCCGGAAAAUGUCAUCAUCGACGACUUCGGCCUUCCUAUCCUCACAGACUUUGGGCUGUCCAAACACUUCGAAAUAGGCCAGUUGUCCGAAGGACCAACUCCGAAGACGCUCAAAUAUGCCGAUCCCGAAGCCAUGCACGAGACAUCGCGAGACGUCAGUUCGGACAUCUUCUCCUUAGGAUGUGUCUUCCUGGAGAUGGCUACCGUGCUGCUGGGCAAACCGCCUGCCUUUGCAGAAGAACAGCUCCGAAAACGCAGAAACAACAACAGCGCGAAUGUUGACGGGGAGGAGCGGUUACCGUUAGUAGGAGGAGGGGAAGGACAAACCGAUGGCAACUACGACGGCGAUGAAGAAUUCAAAUAUUCGGAAUGCAUUCCUAGACUUAACGCCUAUAUAAUGCUCCUCAGAUCCUGCGUGAUUAGCCACGGGGGCCAGCGACGUGGAUCGGUAGAGGCCGUCAUUCAAGUCCUGCCUCACAUCCGCCGCAUGAUGAACGAGGAUCCUACAAACCGGCCAAGGGCCCAAGACUUAUACCCCUUGUUCAGGCACCUGUAUGACGUCUACGACUACCCCGGGCCUUGCCCAAACUGUGAGGCGGAGAGGGCUACCGGACAGGCGAUUCCAUCGCCUAAGAAAGGGGCGGUGCCUGGUGCGAAUGGGAUGGCCGGGCCGGGGACUGGGAGUCAGGGCUCGAACGGCGGCAGUCCGUCAUUUGAUCGGGGUAAAAGGUCCAUGUCCAGGGUGAACAGUUUGGCCAGCUUAAAAAGCUUGAAGAUUGGUGCUCUUGUUCGGCAAGGGUCGGAUCCAAGUGCCAUACGGUACAGACGGUAACAGGGUUAUUGUAGGGAGUUGUUGUAGCCCUCAACGGGCCGGUUGGAUCAAUCAUGGUUCCUGAAAUGGCACACAGGCUCAGUAUACGAUACAGGCCUGUUAUCUCUCCUAGUUUGAUAACCCAGACUCGUUCCAUUAUUCCCCUAGUAUACUUGUUGCAUCAGAAGGUUUUUUAUUUCCCCGAGACUCCGUCAGCAUAAGGCAUAAUUCUGGUGGGACAGCAGCGAUCGAAGUUGGAAACGGCCGUGAUUAACGACAAUAGUGCGGUGGAUAGGUACAUGGCAUGCCGUACAGACAAUGAAUACGACCAUGUAGAUCCAGGGAUUCGAGACAUUGUCCCUAGAGUCACUUGAAAAGGAGAUGACCGAAAUAGCUGCUGGG